This is a messenger RNA of Prosopis cineraria, 2910 nucleotides long. Its product is annotated as disease resistance protein RPV1-like. Gene Ontology annotation, biological process: signal transduction; defense response. The record is from RefSeq and is a predicted model, not a curated record. Gene Ontology annotation, molecular function: ADP binding. NCBI's taxonomy places the organism in Eukaryota, Viridiplantae, Streptophyta, Magnoliopsida, Fabales, Fabaceae. Bases 113 to 2095 code for a protein of 660 amino acids. The transcript is spliced from 5 exons.
CACUCUUUCCUCUGUUUGUGGUUAAACUGUUCUUCUUGGUGGUGUAUGCCUUCAACUUUUUCAAAAGAUUUCUCAACUAACCGCGCUCUUCAACAAGAGUUUCAGAAGAUCUAUGCCCAUUCAAGCGUCUUCUUCUGUUCGGGUUUACUUCUUUUCUCUACUCUUUCUUGCUUUCUGGAGUUGCAGAAUGGCUAGCCAAGAAAUGGACGUGGUCGUUGCUGCUUCUGCUUCAUCCUCUUCCUCUGCUCCAAUUCCUCGAAAGAAAUAUGAUGUUUUUAUCAGUUUCAGAGGUGAAGACACCCGCAACAAUUUCGUUAGCCAUCUUCAUGAAGCUCUCAAAAGAAACAAAAUCGACACAUACAUCGACGAUGGAAUUGACAAAGGAGAUGACGUGUGGGCAGCACUUGUCGAAGCCAUUGAAGAGUCCAUUCUAUUCUUGAUUGUCUUCUCAGAAAACUACGCAUUUUCCACGUGGUGCUUGAACGAGCUCACCAAAAUACUGGAGUGUACUCAACAUCAGGACCAUCUUGUGCUUCCAAUAUUUUAUAAGACUGACCCAUCACAUGUCCGUAAGCAGACUGGAACUUAUCAGUUAGCCUUUAAAAAGCAUGAGAACAGCAACCAGAAGCAGCACGUGCCCAAGUGGAGGGCUGCUCUCACACGAGCGGCCAAUUUAUCUGGCUGGCCUUGUGGAGCCGAGAGGAAUGAAGCAGAGCUUGUUAGAGGGAUUGUCAAAUGUGUUUCGAUGAAGCUGGACUCUAAGUACACUAGUGAGUCAAGUGGGCUUGUUAGUGUUCAACAGCGAAUUGCAGGUCUAGAAUCUUUAUUGUUCCAUGCUUCAGAAGAUGUUCGAAUCAUUGGAAUUUGGGGCAUGGGCGGGAUUGGCAAGACAACCCUUGCAGGUGAAGUAUUUCACAAAUGGCGUUUUGAAUAUGAAGGAAGUUGUUUUUUGGCAAAUGUAAGGGAAGAAUCACAUAGAUACGGGAUAACUCACAUGAGGCAUAAACUUCUUUCCGCCUUAUUAGAUGAUGGUGACCCCCAUGGUUGCAUGCCCCAUGUAGAAACUUCGUUUGCCAUGAGGAGACUUAGUCGAAAAAAGGUUCUUAUAGUUCUUGAUGAUGUGGACAAUGCAUGGCAAAUAGAAAAGUUGGCUGGAUCACAUUCUUGGUUUGGACGGGGGAGUAGAAUUAUAAUAACAACAAGAGAUAAGCAAGUGAUUAAGGAUGCAGAUUAUAUAUAUGAGGUUCAGGCAUUGCGCUUUAAUGAAGCUAUUCAACUGUUCUAUUUGAAUGCUUUUAAAAAUAAUAGCAUCGAUCCAGUGUUUGAAGACUUGUCUGAGAGGGUAGUUGAUUAUACUAAAGGCAAUCCCUUGGCAAUAAAAGUUCUGGCUUCCCAUCUUUGUGGCAAAGGUAAAAGAGAAUGGGAAAGCCAGCUGGAGAAACUUCAAAAAAUACCUGACAAAGAAAUUCAACAAGCGUUGAGAGUAAGUUUUUCUGGGCUAGAUCGUGUAGAGCAAAAUCUCCUUUUGGAUAUUGCUUGUUUUUUCAUAGGAAGAAGAGUUAAGGAUAUAAAAUCUGUCUUAGAUGCUGCUGGUUAUUCAACUAUUAUUGGGUUAGAAAGGCUUCAAGACAAAGCGCUUUUGACUAUUUCUAAUGGAUAUGUCGAGAUGCACAGCUUGAUACAAGACAUGGGUAGGGAAAUUGUUCGUGAAGAACCUAAUGAAGACCCUGAAAAAUGUAGCCGAUUGUGGGAUUAUAAUGAUAUUUAUCAAGUGUUGAGAGAUAACUUGGGAACUGAAGCCGUUAGAGGCCUUACUUUGAAUCGUUCACAAAUUAUUGGAGAUCUGCACUUGAGUCCUCAAGUCUUUGGAAGGAUGCGCAAGCUUAAAUUUCUUGAGAUCUACUCCAGUGAUCAUGAACAGCGAAAGGUCUUGCAUUUUCCUGGAGGCCUGCAGUCGCUGCCUAAUCAACUAAGGUAUUUACAUUGGGAAGGAUAUCCUUUAAAAUCAUUGCCGUCAACAUUUUCUGCAGAAAACCUAGUCUCACUUCAACUGGAAAAUAGCCAACUGAGACACCUUUGGCAUGGAACUAAGUGAAAUUGGAUUUGCCUCAGAGAACAAGCCUCCAUUCAAGAAAUCCAUAGAUAUAGUGGGAUGAAAAUACAUAGCACUUUGGUACCAUGAUUCCCGUGAAACUUCCGGGAAGUUACGCUGACGAACAUUUUCAACAUUUUUAUUAUUAUUAUUUACAACGAUUAUACCGCCAUGUCCGAUGGAUGAUGGUCGCCGUUGUUAGACUUUUUUUCUUGGCAAUUCGUACAUGCCUUCAUCAUCUUCAGAAGAUUUCUCAAGUCAACGUACCCUUCAAGAAGAGUUACAGGAAGAUCUCUGCCCACCGCAGCCAAGCGCGUUCUUCUGAUCCAGGUUAUUGCUUAUCUGAAUUUUGCUCUCUUUUUUCUGGAGUUACAGGUGUAUAUAUUUUGAUAAUCUCUUUUGAUAUCACUAUCAUGUUAAAUUUUAACACGAUAGGAUAGGAUGGUCCCUGUUUUCUGUCGGAUUUUUCUUCUCGGUGGAUUCCUUCUCCUUAGAAAUUUUGUCAAGUCAAAGGAAGUUUGAUAAGAUCUCUGUCCAGCUGAGCCUGUUCCUCCUUUUGAGUUUACUGCUUAUCUGAGUUUUGAACUUGUUUUCUCGGGUUUCAGGUAUCAUGUUUUGAACAUCUCCUUGGAUAUCACUGUCUGUGUAUUAGUAUGACCCUAGCAGCGGAAGUAACGUAGUUGGUUAGGGUUCGGAUAGCAAAGUUAAUUUAUUGUUAUCAUUAAAUUGGCAUAUAACUACAUUUUUUCAGAGUUUGACUUGUAUAAUCAUGCAGACCUCAUGUACAGUUGGCAAUUAAUACAAAAAUACCUUUUCAA